Molecule: messenger RNA, 927 nt
Organism: Paramecium sonneborni
Lineage: Eukaryota; Ciliophora; Oligohymenophorea; Peniculida; Parameciidae
Source: the annotation of a GenBank genome assembly
AUAUUUUAUGCAUUAAUAUCCAAAAGACUCUAAUUUAUUAAACCUAAACAAUAACAACACAGAAUUUGUUUUUAAAUCUAAAGACAAAAAUGAACCCUUUGUAUUUCAAUACAUUAUUAAUAGAAUUAUACUGCUAGAUGCUAUGCCACAAAUUAACUAUUUACAGCUUAAGCUAAAUUUUAAUAUAUAACUCCAAAAUUCAGAUUCAUCAACACUUUUGCUAAUGAUUCAACGUAUAAUAUAUUAACUAGUUACAAAAUUGAUGAAACCAUUAAAUUAUUUUUUAAAUCUCCUAAUAUUGUUGAUACACUACAAUUAUUUAAUGCAGGAUUCAAAUUAACACUUGAAAAAUAGUAUUAAUUUUAUUGUUAAUACAAUUAAUUCCAAAAGUCAUCUGAAUUUAAUUUCUUUGCAAGAAAAAAAUACUUAUGGGAAGAUUGGAAAAUGAAAACAAUCCUUGAAAUGUGUUUCAAAAAUAAAUAAUUACAAUUUUCAUAAUUCUGUUAAUAUGCUGAAAAAUCAGAUAGAAAAAUUAAAUUUACUUAGUAAUCAAAUAUCUCAUUAAUCUCUUAGUUCAUAAAAUGAGUCAAGUAUGAUGAUCUAAUCGCCUUUUAAAGAGAAUACAUAAUUAGCAUUCAAAAUUAACAGAAGUUAUAAACUAAACUAAUACAUAACCUCCUUAAAUUUUGGAUUAAAACAUAAGGUUGAUGAGAAUAUGUUUCUAAUUACUAAGGUAUAAAUUUAUUACUUAAAUAAGUUUAAUUAAAAUGGAUUCGGAAUCAUUGGAAUUACAGGAAUGUAUAAAAGAAUUAAAUAUUAAGUUUCAAAUAAAGUAAAUAUAUUUACAUUAUGUUAAAUUAGUUGUAAUUUUCAUAAAAUAAAGAUUAAGCGUUCCCUUUACAAUUUAAAUUUGAAAUAUAAACUUGA